GGAAUUCUGAAUUCUGAAAUGUCAAAUGCUCAGGUGGAAAGGACUAUAAUUGUCGAUAAAUUUAAAACCUAAAUUUUCAAUUUAUUUCAAAUCGGCUAAUUGAGAAAUAAAAAAAGCAUAAGUACUUGUAUUAAAUUACAAAUAAAACGUGAUAAGUAAACAAUAAUGUCUGAUAUUAUUACAAGUCUUCAUUUAGAUAGAGAAACUCAGACACAUAAAAUUAUAGUUGCUAAAGAGCUCAAUGGCUGUAGUAGUUCAUUUAUAACGAGCUGUGUCCUCGGACAUUGCAUAAAAAAUAGAAGACCAGUGUUUAUUAUAAGUAUGCACAAUUCAAAAGAUCAUUACCAGAAUGUAGGACUAAAGAUGAAUUAUAACCUAGUGAGAAACAUUGAGAGUGGCCUUAUCCAAUUUUAUAAUGCAGGUGAAGAACUUACAAAUGCAGUUUUGGCAAAUGAUCAAAUGUCUGCUAGCGAUUUUAUUACUAAAAUGCUGAAACAAAUAGAUUGUAUGCAUGAAGCGAAUAGUUCUGUUAACAUAAUAUUUGAUGGAGUGUGCCAUUUAUUUGAUAUAGGGUACAGUUUGAAAGAUGUAAAUUUCAUUUGUAAAGAAAUGAUUGACCAUGUCCGGGUAUAUGAUAACUCGUUUGUGUUGUUCCAUUGCAAUGCAGCUUGUGAGAGUGAUGAAACUCAUGUGUUAGCUAAUUUACUUGCUUACAAAUCUCAUGUGCUCGUGGAAGUUGAUCACUUGGCAUCAGGAUGGAGUGUCGAUGUGUCCGGACAUAUUACAUUCAAGUACCCAAGUCGCAAGUUUGAAAGUGAACACACAAACAAAUUGGAACAGAAACCAUCACAUCAUUUGUUCAAGCUUUUUGAUAGAGGAGUAAAGUUAUUAGCUCCAGGAGCUGUUUGAUAUUAGUUUUAAUUUUUAUGUUAUAUGUUGUUGUUUCCUUUUUGUUGAAUACCUAUUUAUUUAGCAGAAAAUAUAAUGUUAUAUGUGACAUGUGUAUAAUUUAUACAGCAUAACAUACAUCCUAUGUAUUCAGUUUCUUUUUUGUGAUGCAAUAAUUAUUAUUGUUCAUUAAUCGAUAUCUACAUGAGUUUUUAUUUAUACAUACAAAAACUUAGAAACACAAGAAAAUAGAUGACUUCCUAGAUUUUUUAAAUCCUACAUUAUGUGUAUAAAAACAUGCAACAUAUAUUAAAAUAUCAAAAUAUUUACUAUUAUUUAUUAAGCACAACUUACUACUUCUAGAUCUAGAAUUGAAUUGAACUAGGUACUAUCAAUAAACUGUAUUAAAAUGAAUUAGGUAACUUUUGUAUAAUUGUUAUUUUUUACUUAGAAAUAUAUUAGUUAUUAACUA
This is a messenger RNA of Colias croceus (clouded yellow), 1360 nucleotides long. RefSeq lists its product as uncharacterized. Gene Ontology annotation, cellular component: elongator holoenzyme complex. The record is from RefSeq and is a predicted model, not a curated record. The transcript has 2 exons. Lineage: Eukaryota; Metazoa; Arthropoda; Insecta; Lepidoptera; Pieridae. Gene Ontology annotation, biological process: tRNA wobble uridine modification. The coding region runs from base 166 to 909 and encodes 247 amino acids.